This is a messenger RNA of Drosophila obscura, 453 nucleotides long. RefSeq names its product cysteine-rich PDZ-binding protein-like. The record is from RefSeq and is a predicted model, not a curated record. The transcript is spliced from 2 exons. Gene Ontology annotation, molecular function: PDZ domain binding; microtubule binding. Lineage: Eukaryota; Metazoa; Arthropoda; Insecta; Diptera; Drosophilidae. Gene Ontology annotation, cellular component: dendrite. Gene Ontology annotation, biological process: cytoplasmic microtubule organization. The coding region runs from base 25 to 318 and encodes 97 amino acids.
AACAAAUUGAUAAGAUAUACAAAAAUGGUUUGCGAAAAGUGCGAAGCGAAGUUAACGAAAGUGUCGGCCCCAAAUUCCUGGAAAACUAGCACCGCUCCAGCCGGUGGACGCAAGAUAAAUGAAAACAAAGCCCUAUCCUCUGCCCGGGACCGAUACAAUCCCAUGGGCACGACCCUGGCACCUUGCCGCAUUUGCCGACAAAAUGUCCACCAGAUGGGAGCCCACUACUGCCAGUCGUGCGCCUACAAAAAGGCCAUAUGCGCCAUGUGCGGCAAGAAGAUUCUAAACACAAAGAACUACAAGCAGAGCUCAACGUGAUGCUGCAGUCCAUGGCCACACGGCACCGAGGAGUUUAUACUUAAGCAUAACCUAGUUAUAGACAACAGAAUAAUUAUGUAUAUCAGAUAGUAUCAACAAAUGCAUAAAUAAGUACAUCAAGCCUCUGUCGUUGGC